Molecule: messenger RNA, 4355 nt
Organism: Onychomys torridus (southern grasshopper mouse)
Lineage: Eukaryota; Metazoa; Chordata; Mammalia; Rodentia; Cricetidae
Gene: Gcc1
Product: GRIP and coiled-coil domain containing 1
Exons: 2
Coding region: 710-3064 (784 amino acids)
Cellular component (GO): Golgi apparatus
Source: RefSeq, a predicted model, not a curated record
UGAGCCCUGUUGCUUUUUAGGGACAUGUUGCACCUUGCCCCAAAUAGUUGUAUGCUUCUUUCAACCGGGAAUUUGGGGGCAAACGCAGUGCGACGUCGCCCCCUGUCGCUCGCUGGUGGCAGUCUGAGGGCAAAGUUAGGCAUCUUCUCCCAACCACUGCUCAGGUGUUCUGGACUUUGCUUUUCCCAACUAUCCCGGCUGGGUACUCCCUCUCCAGGCUGUCCCCACUCCCUGGCUGCGGAAACCCCGCCCACCUCACGCACGCUGGAGGCGGGGUCUGUGGCGUUUGGCCGCCGUCACUUCCAGUGGACCCGGAAGCGCUGUUGUCGGCGGCCAGGGUUGUUAGGAAAUCGUGAUGGACUCGAGCUUGGUGUAAACCCCGGGCCGAUCCUGGGCCGAGGUGGGCGGGCCUGGGACGCGGUGGCCAGCGGAGCGGCGAGGGCGGAGCGGCUUCUGGGCCGGUAUUGGAGAGCCGUGGCUGAGCGCUUCUGCUGGGCCACCGUUGCCCCGCCCCCAGGCUGGAACCGGCUUCCACCUUCCGCCAGGCUCCGCAACGCUUUUGCUCCGCCACCGCGGCCCUCAACCCGCCGGGACAGCCGGUGUGCGCCCUGCAGCCAGACGGCCCUCUCUGCUUCACUUCUAGAUGUUUUUGCUGCUCUGUCCAGGGCUGCCAGAACGCUGACGUGGAGCAACCCACUCCAGAACCCCCAUGGAGAAGUUUGGGAUGAAUUUCGGGGGCGGCCCAAGCAAAAAGGACCUGCUGGAGACCAUAGAGACACAGAAGAAGCAGCUUCUCCAGUACCAGGCAAGGCUCAAGGAUGUGGUCCGCGCCUACAAAAGUCUGCUGAAGGAGAAAGAGGCCCUGGAGGCCAGCAUCAAGGUACUGUCGGUAUCCCACGAGGCGGAUGUAGGCCUUGCAGGUGUGCAGCCUCCAGGUCUCACGUUUCCUGACUCUGUGGAUGAUCGGUGCUCCACUCACAGUGAGGACAGCACCGGAACUGCCACUAGCUUGGAUACUGCAGCCAGUCUUACGAGUAUCAAGGGUGAGUCCGGGGUCGAAGAUGACAGAAUGGCCCGUGGACCACUUCCUCCAAAGGCGGAAGAGGCCAGUGGGUCAGAGAGUGGCAUUAGUAGUAGCAGUGGGGAUGGGCCAUCUGCAGGUAGUGAGAUGGACAAAAGACUACAUCAGCUGAAGACGCAAUUGGCUACUUUGACUAGCUCCUUGGCCACAGUCACCCAGGAAAAGUCCCGUAUGGAGGCAUCGUACCUGGCGGACAAGAAGAAGAUGAAACAGGACUUAGAGGAUGCCAAUCAAAAGGCAGAGGAAGAGAGGGACCGUCUGGAGGGAGAACUGAAGGGGCUGCAGGAGCAGAUAGCAGAAACCAAAGCCCGACUGAUCACACAGCAGCAGGAUCGUGCCCAGGAGCAGAGUGACCAUGCUGUGAUGCUUCGUGAGCUACAGAAGCUGUUGCAGGAGGAGCGGACCCAGCGCCAGGACCUGGAACUUCGGUUAGAAGAGACCAGGGAAGCCCUGGCAGGGCGGGCAUAUGCAGCUGAUCAGAUAGAAGGGUUUGAACUGCAGACCAAGCAGCUAACCCGGGAGGUAGAGGAACUGAAAGGUGAGCUGCAAGCCAUCCGAGAUGAGAAGAACCGACCAGACCCCCGGCUGCAAGAGCUUCAGCAAGAGGCUGCCCGUCUUAAAAGCCAUUUCCAGGCUCAAUUGCAGCAAGAGAUGAGGAAGACAGCCCUUGUGGAGGACCAGCUUCGCCAGCAGUCCCAGGUAGAAGAGCAAAGGGUAGCAGCCCUGGAACAUCAAAUCUCUGAGGUGUCUGAACUGCUGGGCACCUACGAGAAAGCCAAACAGAAAGACCAGCUGGCCAUCCAGAAGCUGAAGGAGCGGAUUCUGCAGCUGGACCUGGAGAACAAGACACUGGCCCUUGCCGCCUCUAGCCGGCCCCCGCUGGACAGCCACGUGGAUGAGUCCAAUCUGGAUAUCAAUGUCUUGAAGGAUAGGAUGGAGAAGCUCCAGAGUCUACUGCAGGUUGCCGCUAGGAAAAGCCACGUGACCCUGGAUGUGGAGAAGCCCCGUGACCCUGAGAUAAUGGCCAGCUCUGAGGCUGCCGACGGGGAAAAGGCUACUGCACUCUACUACCAACAGGAGCUGAAGCAGCUGAAGGAGGAGUUUGAGCGUUACAAGAUGAGAGCCCAGGUCGUGCUUAAGAGCAAGAAUACCAAAGAUGGGAACUUGGCGAAGGAGCUGGAGGCAGCGCAGGAGCAGCUUGCUGAGCUGAAGGAGAAGUAUAUCUCCCUGCGGCUGUCCUGUGAGGAGCUUGAAAGCCAGCACCAGCAGGAGGCCCAGCACUGGAAGCAGGAGCUGGCCCGGCUGCAGCAGCUCCAUCGGCAGGAGCUGGAACACAGCCAGCUGGACUUCAGGGACCGCACACUCAAACUGGAGGAGGAGCUGCAUAAGCAGCGGGACCGGGCCCUGGCUGUGCUCGCUGAGAAGGACUUGGAGCUGGAGCAACUGCGUUCUGUGGCCUUGUCCUCUGGGUUGCCAGGACGCAGAAGCCCUGUGGGUGGAGUGGGUGGAGUGGGUGGUGUGGGUGGUGGAGGUCUUGGGGACGCGGCUGACACAGCAUCCUCAGAAAGCCUGACCCAAGCCCUGCAGCUCGCUGCAGCCAAUGAGCCCACUUUCUUCCUUUAUGCUGAGCAGUUGGCCCGAAAGGAGGUGGAGAUCACAUCCCUGAGGAAGCAGAAACACAGGCUGGAGGUGGAGACCCACCAGCUGCAGGAGAGGCUGCUGGAAGAGGGGGAGAGGCACCGAGAGGAGGUCGGAGCCCUUCAGAGCCACAUCGAGAAGAACAUCAGGGACCAGAGCAGGGAAGGAGCCAACCUGGAGUAUCUCAAGAACAUCAUCUACCGCUUCCUUACCUUGCCAGACAGCCUGGGCCGCCAGCAGACACUCACCGCCAUCCUCACCAUCUUACACUUCAGUCCCGAGGAGAAACAAGAGAUAAAGCGGCUCCCAAGUGGUGGGAGCUGGUGGCCCUCUGGCAAGAGAUGAUACCUUUUUCCAGCUCCUGAAAUCUCUGUGCCUCUUUUAUGUGGGAAGGGCAGGCUCCCGAUUUCUACUGCCUCUUCUCUCGAAUUCUCAUGUAUUUCUUCACUGUGUUGAACUCAGAGCAGUUCAAACUAGGGUGGGAUUUCUGCCAAGUGCCAUUAAUGCAACAUUAUCCUUGGGCUCUAGGGAUACUGCAGGUGUUGAGACAGCGUCUUCUGGUGGUGUGCAUGUGGAGUAGGUUAGGGAGAGAGGCUGGGGCUAAGAGGUGCAAGUUAGGGAAGCGAUGAGAAUCUUUAGAAAUGAGAUGCUUUGUUAUGCUCCUACCUCCGAUCUAGGAGUAAAUGUGACACCCAGAGGCGUUCAGCUGACUCUGGAACAUACCCAGUAACUAUGUGUGUAUUCCUUGUCAGUCAGAGUCUGGUCCACUUUAGUCCUAAUUUUUCUGGAGACAUAAAAUGAAGCUAGAAAGAGACCAGGGCUUUAGAAAUAGUAACGGUUUGUCCAAAGGGCUAUGGAAUAGUGAGUUCAUCUCUGAACUUGGAACCCUGGUUCCAGGAACCAGCCCACCACUUGUGACCAUCCUAGAGAGGGUCCUGAGCACUGAUGUGACCUUAGAGAUUUCCCAAGUGAUCUGAUUUGGGCCAGGACAGGAUUAACAUCACAUCUCUUGCUUAAGCUAUCUGCCUAAGGUCAGCCUGAGAGUCUAAGUGAAUGACUUUACUGUCUUUCCCUCAACAUUGAACUUGUAUUAAGAAACGAAACCCUAGCUUCUUACAGGGUGUUUAGACAGUAAGCUAGGGGCCUCCUUGGGUACAAGGAAUUCCUGCCACGAUUUGUUCCCAGCUGUGUUUGCUUUUGCAGGGACAGGAAAGAGAAGGUAAUUUGCUGCAGAUUCCAAAAGACUGUUAUGACCCUCAUAGGAAAAGCGAAGUUCAGCUGACAUACUUUCUGCCCUGAGGGUCUUGGCAAAGGUUAAUUCCAUUCUUUUAAGGAAAGAUAGCUCUCAGAAAACUUGGGCCAAUGCAGUAUCAGUUGCCCAGUUAUUUUCUUUGCUUAGUCUGCUCUUUGUGGUUAUAAAAGACCUUUGGCCCUGAAAGACCAAUGUUUGACCAUUAAUAUAUAUCUUUUUGCUAUUUUUAUUACUGAGAUCUGUUUUGUGAAGAUUGGGGUGUAGAAGGCUUUGGUUAACAAUGUUUUGGAUGGGCGGAGGUAACCUGAUUAUCUACGUGAGCAGACUUGAUGGAACAGAAGUCUAUAUGGUAAUACCAAUGGUCAUUAAACCUGAGUGACUUGA